GUGAUAGUAUUAUUUUAUGUCCUGAGCGACAUUAGUAGUGACUCAAUGCUUUAAUUCCCAAAGAAGAAGUUUAGAUGUAUUUAUUUUUAAAAGAGAGAAAUUGGAAUUAUCUUAGGCACCUUGUUGCCUCAAAAGAUUUAUGAUGAUGAAUUGGCAAGAUUUUAUCUUGGGACGAUCGAAGUAGCAGUAGUUAUUUCAAAUAAGCUCUUAUUUAUGAAGCAUUUAGGUAUUUCUGUAUACAUUACUGUAUACUGAAGUUUAUUUUUGAUUAAUGAAAAUGAUAAAUGAUUGUAGUUAUUAUAUAUAGUAGUUCCCUAUCUUUUUCUUUUUGUAAAAGUGAUAGGCUUGAAGUACGUCUUCAGUCAAUAGUGCCUUCUCUUUAAAAUCCCAGAAGUUCCUCUUUUAUUUAUGUGAUACACUUAUAGAAUUAGUAAUAUGAAGCCUCAUUCACUGAUAUGCUUCUUCAUUACUGCCGCGCUGUAUUCAGUAUGAAAACGUGUCAAGUGUAUUACAGUUGUGAGAAUGAAAAAUGUCCCUAUAUGAAUAGAGAUCAUUAAAACGUAGCUUCAGUUGAAAGUGAACAUUUACCAUGGAGAUCCAGAGCAAUAGCGAGCUCUUGAAGAGCGUUACCCGAAAGUUUACCCGCUUUUUCUCUCCGGACGAUGCCUUUGCAAGCAGUGAUGGAGAGGAAGUAGCAAACGCAGUGGGACAGACGGGAGGCCGUUAUGAGCUGGAAAUCAAGAGACUGAAGAAGUUAACGGAGAGACUUGAAGCAGAGAAGCAGCAUUAUCGUCGUCUGUAUGAGCGUCAGUUGGAAGAUUCCGAUAAUCGUACAAAGGGUGACAGCUUGUUGAGUCCCGGGGUUCUGUCAGCUGUAACCAAGUCCCUAGCCAAGAGAGUACCAAGCCUCAGUCCGUCGGCUCUCAGUACUCCAGAAAAGACAAGUGGUAACGCUUCGUCCACACCAGCAGCUGCUGGAUCUGGAAUUGAUGCUGAAAACUUGGAAGACAGUAUGAAAAGGAAAGACUUCUACCAAGCUAUGAAAAGGGCCCAAGAGGAUGCUGCUCUCUUGCGAUCCUUGGUGGAGCCACUGGAGGAGGAGAUUAAUGCUCUGAAGGAGAAGAUUCGUGCCCAGGAUGCUCAGCUCAGAGCCCACGAGGCGCAGCAAGCAGCUUCUUUGCAUACAGCUGAUGUUGUUGCACCUCUUCUGUCGGGCACCGACACAGCUCAGGUUGUGCAGCAGCUUGAUGAAAAGCUAAAAGGUGUGAGCAGCACUCUGGAGGCAGAGAAAGCAUCGCGAGCUGACCUGGAGCUUUACACUGCCAUCCUUAACACGCAGAAGACGGCUCUUACCGAUGAAGUUGAUAGGCUGAGGACCCAGCUUGGAGAACUUAGGCAGUCAUACGAAACGGAAAGGAGGCAGCACAGAGAUUUGAAGCACACGUGGCAGCGUGCAAACGACCAGUUCUUGGAGGCUCAGCGCCUACAUCUGGCAGACAUGAGAAGACUGCAGGCUGUUCUUACAUUUGAUCAGCAAAAGAAACUAGAGGAUUUGCAGCGAAGUGAAAAUGGUGGCAAUGUCUCCGAAACCAAGCCAGAGGUGAAGCCAUCAUCCCCACAUCUGUCCACCCACUCUCCAGCUUUCAUAAAACGUACUUCCUCCCCCCUGCUUGAAGUGGAGGAAGAAGAUGAUCGUGCAUCGGUUCUCCUUGACUUAGAGGAAGAGUCCAUUCCACCAACGUCCACCACACCCCAUCUUAGCAUCUAUGAACGUCCAGGUAGUCAGCAGAGUGAUGACCAGAGCAGUGAAGCAGAGCCCCAUACCGACCAGGUUGACUCGACAGAUGGAGGGCCUGGCGGUGCAACAGACAGUUUGGCCCCUAAUACCUCCUUAGCAGAAAGAUUCAGUCCUGACAAAAUGCCACAAUUAACAAGAGACCAACAAAAGGCUUUAGCAGAUAUGACUCCUGAUUCCGAAGGCGUUGCUCAGAGCGAACCUGUUGUGUCGCCUGAGGAUGACGAUUAUAUAGUUGUUGAUUUUUCUGGUGGAUCGGGGGCAGGGGUGAUUUCUGGAGGUGGGGGAGGAAGGCGUGUUGUCAGUGAGACCGAGUGGAACCUGCUUAAUGAAGAAAUCCGGAAAGCCAGACUGCGAAUGGGACGAUCUUGUCAGCUGUGUACUAAUUAUCAGACAAUGAUGCAGAAGGCUCAGAGUGACCACCGUGAAACGGAGAAAGAGAGGAUGAAGUUAGAAAAAGCUCUUGAGCGCUACAAAGAUGACCUCGAGCGUGAAGCGCGUUACAGGCACGUCAUGGAGGAGAAAUGGCAGAACAUGGCCGAAGAAUACGAAAAGAAGGUAGCGGGUGUUGCAAGCAUUGUGGAGGGUGCUACUAGUAAGCAUAAUGAGGUUGUUGCCAGAUUCAGGGCAACGGUCACCAACCUUCACGACCAGCUCAGAGCAUUGACUGAGAGAAGAGACGCAGCACAGCAAGAGUUGACUAGGUUGCAGAAGGAGAAUGAUGAAUUAGUCGGCAAGCACAGCCAACAUUCGCAGCAACUCCAAAAUGAGAUUAUUAAUUUACCAGAUAAUAUGGAGGACAUGCACCUUUUGCUUCUUCGGUAUCGAGAAGACAUCAUUGCAGCUAAAGUUUCGAAAGAGCAUCAAGAAGAAACUCUGAAAUCUCAAAUUCUUUUCUUGAAGGAUCAGGUUUUAGCUGAGCAGCAUGAGAAGAAUACUAUGGAGGAUAGAUUGUCAACUGAAAUAGACCAGCUAAGGGAGAAAGUUGCCACGCUUGAAAGUGUGGAGAGUCAGAUGAAAAUUGAACGGCGCAAUCGACUGGAAACCGACACCCAACUGAGGGAGAUGGAAAACAGACAGUCUGAAGCACAACUCAAGAGCCAGCAGAUAAUCUCUGCUCUAAAGACUCAAGUGGCAGAACAAACGCAAGCCAGGGCUCGUCUGGAAGCAGAGGUGGUUGAACUGCGAGGUCGGGUUUCAACGUUGCAACAUGAUCUUGACACCUCGGAAGCUGUGCAGCGAGACUUUGUCAGGCUAUCCCAGUCUUUGCAAGUUCAACUCGAAAAAAUACGUCAGUCAGACAAAGAGGUCCGAUGGCAACAUGAAGAAGAUCAGGAUGAGUGCAAUAGCUGUAGGCAGAGAUUCUCAGCUAUGGGGAGAAGAAAGCAUCACUGCCGACACUGUGGAAAAAUAUUCUGCAAUGAGUGCGUCAGCAAGACCGUGCCGAGUGGUCCAAAUCGACGCACGUCAAGAGUCUGUGACGUGUGUCACACUUUACUAGUACAAGAUGCUACUCCCUACUUCAGUUCUGAGCCUCCACAUUCACCCGACUAACCAAGUCCCUGCGGGGAAACAAGUUGAAGUAGAUUUUUAAACUCCAGAAUUUUAUUGGUAUCUGUUUUUAUUUAUUCGUUUUUAGGUGAUUUUACCAUCGGAUAAAUAUCGUCCCCCUGAGGGUACAUGGAUAUGCUCGGACGUACAUUUCAGCACUUUUCCAACUUAAUAUUUUCCAUAUAGUCUGUGGACUUUACAAGAGUGUGGUGUGUUUAGUUUCUUUGCAAUAAAAUUAGGUUUUUAACCAUAUGAUAUGAAACAAAUUCUGCCCAUUGCUUGUUUCUGAAAAGUCGUACCUCCCUGUCGAGUUGUCACCACAAUAUAGUGGUUGACAAAAUUAAUGUUCCUAGGAACACUGUUUAUGUAUCAAGAAAAUUGUUUUAGAGCGGCAUAUGUAAAUCUAAUGCUGAUGGCCAGGGGCACCAGGUAUUGUUAGAGAUAUAUAGUGUAAAACUUUUAAUUUAUACUUAUGGUAAAACAGGAGUGGUACCAUUACUGUGACUAAAACUAAAAAAUUUUCAUUUAACAGAUCUGUUGUUGUACAGUGUAGCAUCUUAAGUUGGUAUAUUGCAUCGUUGCUUUUGUUUUCUCUAGGCUAGUCGACCACCUCCGUGUACAAAGUGUACAUUUCUGUAGGUAAGAGUUUUGGAGUCAGACCUGUUCUUGUAGUUAUAAUUUGUAACCCCUUUUAAAAACCUCACUAGCCUAUAUGAAAAUAGACUUCUUUUAUUCACAUGUUUUAUGCAUUGUCAUUUAUGCUUACAAAUAGGGGUCCAGGUUUUGAAAAUGGUAUACCGCAAGGGCUGCUAUUUGUAAGCCUGUCUGAACAUAUUGCUGUCAUGCAGUCUUGGAAAUUUUAUAAUGUAUGCAUCUUGUGUGCUUUGCCAAUAUUGUAUUUAAUAACUGCUUUGGAGAUUAUAGUGGAUUUCCAACAUUUAAAAGUGAACGAUGUUGCUAUUCCAGCUAUAAUGACCGUAGAAACAUAUGAGGAAAAUUAGCAAUGAGUCUGAAGCUUUAUUGACAAAUCUAUUUGGGGUUUGCCAGUCCUCAGUCAAAGGAACAAGCAGAAUUGGUUUUAGAUGAAGUCUGGGAUAAGAGGCAAAGGCAUGUUUUUAUCAAGGAUCACUCAGUGUUGGGGUAUGUCACACCUCAGUACUGUACAAGGAGUUGCAGGCAGGAGAGGUUUUAAAGUCGUUUUUUGAUAACUUGAUCAUUUUAGGGUAUUGAGAAAGGAUUGCAUAGCACUUUGCAAGGAGCAGCAAUCAGAAAAGGUUUUAGAUAUUGUCUGGCAGUUUGAGAAAGAAGAUUGUCUGGAGAGGAUUACUCAGUAUUGGUUAGAAUUGUAUUUUAGACUGGAAUUGUAUUCUAGAUUGAAAAUGCUUCAUGUGCCAAAGGAUACAUUAGUAGUGAACUCUUUUCUUAGUGGAUUGGUGAAAGAAGUGUUGUGAGUCAAAUGAUGAUGCAUGGAGAAAUUGGUUUUUAUCUUUGGGUUACUGUUGACAGAAAUAAAAGUACUCGGUGAAACUAUUCAAAGUUUAUGUGUAACAUAUAAAUUUACGCCGUGUUUUAAAGUAAGGGUGACUGUGGCUGCCGUGGCUGGCAUUGUACAUUUACCAAAUACUAUUGUAUUUUUUUUCUUUAUCGUGCACCUUUUCCCUUUCACAUCUUGUAGAUCAAAUAAUAUAAUUGAUAUUAUAAUCUUUUAAAUUUGUUAUGUAUUGUGAUGUAUAUAAAUUGUAUGGUUUUGAUUUAAAGUCUUAGUAACAGACUCAGGUGUUUUAUGCAAAAUGAAAAGUUGUGUGACAGGAACAUAUAUACCGAAUUACAUAAAUACAUGUACAGUCUUACAUACAUAGUUAUACAUACACCAUGCUAGUAGCUUUAUGAGUGGAGGGUCAUUAUAUGAGUCUGUUAAAUAUUUAUAUGCACCAGGGAAAAUCAUUCCAAAUAUUAUAUGUAGAAAUGUGAUUGGCGAAAGAGAGAGAGAGAGAGAGAGUGAGAGAGAGGCAUACCAACCAUAUAUUUGAUACUAUGAUAAAUUGGUUCCUAGAUUUGUACAGUUACUGUUCAGUUUUUAUUUUUAGUCCCUUUCAUUUUGACUGCUGCUUCUGAAUUAGAUUUAAUUUAGGAGUCUCAUUAUCAUUUUAGUGCGUGUAUGGUCAUUCUGUCAUUUCUAAUUUUGAAUUACUUUUGAGUCAAGUUAGAAAACUUUCAUAUGAAGCCAUUUCAUUGAUUAAUAACUUUGUUUCAUAAUCCUUGUUUUAUCUCAUGUUUUAAUCCAAUAAAAACAAUAUUGUUGA
This is a messenger RNA of Macrobrachium nipponense, 5649 nucleotides long. RefSeq names its product rab GTPase-binding effector protein 1-like. NCBI's taxonomy places the organism in Eukaryota, Metazoa, Arthropoda, Malacostraca, Decapoda, Palaemonidae. The transcript has 20 exons. The record is from RefSeq and is a predicted model, not a curated record. Gene Ontology annotation, cellular component: intracellular membrane-bounded organelle. Gene Ontology annotation, biological process: endocytosis. Bases 590 to 3349 code for a protein of 919 amino acids. Gene Ontology annotation, molecular function: metal ion binding; growth factor activity; GTPase activator activity.